UUCGGCUGUCCUUAGAACUCAUUGUGUAGACCAGGCUGGCCUCAGAUUUGCUAUGUAGCAAAUGAUGGCCUUGACUAUCUGACCUUCCUGUCUCUUCCUCCCAAGUGCUGUGGUUACGGGCGUGCACCACCAUUUGGUUUCUCCAGUGUGAAAGACUGAACUUAGGGUUCAUUCAUGCCGAGCUAAUGCCACCAACUGAUCUGCGUCCUGCGGCUCUAGUCAGCAGACUUUUCCUGUUUGCCAAAUUCGCAGCGGCUCCAACUAUUCUCGUGUUUUAAUUGAUGAUAGUGUUUCUCACAAAGAGACUUAAAUAGCUCCGAGCUGCUUACUCCUAGCUACUAAGGGUUGCUGUGGCGUUAGCAGGACAAUUGUUACAUCAACGGCAGCAGUUUCAUCAGAAUUAGGCUGUGUGAGGUUCUAGGUAAGAAUUCUGUCAUUGCUGCCAGUGAUGGCUUUGGAAAAAGAUGCCUGUCCUGCUUUGCCGAAACUGGACAAGAGCAGCACAGCAGGGAAUGCAGCGAAGCCUGCCAAUAAGGAUCAUGACCAACAGGUUGAGAACCACUGUCUUAGAACGAUGUGGACACAAGUUAACUCCCUUUCUCCUUUCCUAAUCUUCAGGUCUGAGGAGAUUCACUUGCCACGCUUCUCACUAAAGCAAGGCAUGAUCCCGACACGUUACGUUAUGCCUUGGAAAGAAAGCAUGAAAUUCAGGAAUGUGAAUCUGAAGCAAGCAGAAGCGUGUGGGAUCUAUGCUGGCCCCUUGGAAGAUUCUCUGUUCUGGGGUUACAGUGAGCGGCUUUGCCAUGGGGAAGAUCGGAAAGUCGUCCUGAAGAAAGGCCCUCCGGAGAUAAAGAUUGCCGACAUGCCUUUGCAUUCGCCUCUCUCCAGAUACCAGAGCACCGUGAUCUCCCAUGGCUUCAGGAGGCGACUGGUCUGAUGUGCUGAC
This is a messenger RNA of Arvicola amphibius (Eurasian water vole), 946 nucleotides long. RefSeq names its product testis expressed 43 (gene Spmip10). The record is from RefSeq and is a predicted model, not a curated record. Gene Ontology annotation, biological process: flagellated sperm motility. The coding region runs from base 449 to 937 and encodes 162 amino acids. The transcript has 3 exons. Lineage: Eukaryota; Metazoa; Chordata; Mammalia; Rodentia; Cricetidae.